UGGGCAUAAUCCCGUGGCAUAAUUUCUAUCUCGGUCACGGGCUCACGGCUUAUGCCUUCUUCCUGCCGACCGCGUCGCCCAGUCGACGGCCGGAGCUCUCGGUCUCGGCUUCUGCCUACCGCACGCGGCCUUCCCAUCGCAACGGAUUCAAGAUGGAGACUUAUAUUGGGAAUUAUUCAGAUGAUGAAUUCUCAGUGGCUGGCGAGAAGCCAGAAGUAGAGUUCAUGGAUUUUCAAAAUGAUGACACUCUUCAGGAUUAUGACCUUGAAGAUGGUCCUGUGGUUGUUACAGUUCCUUUCCCUUUUGUGGACGGCAAACCAAAAUCCGUCCUUGUUGGAGAAACAUCUGCUGACACCAUUAGCAUAGAGAAUACCUCUUCUGAACCUGUAAAUUUGUGGAGUGUAAGAAUAUUCUCUUCAAACCCCGAGGACAGCUAUGUCUUAUCAAUGAUGAAACCACCACUAGAUGAUGCCGAUGUGGAGGCAAAGCAGUCUUUUCUUGGUUUAACUUCUGUGGAAGACCGCACACUUCUGCCUGGACAAACACUGACGAUUUGGCUCUCUUGUAUUCCAAAAGAUAUUGGUUUGCAUACAUCAAUCGUGCAUGUUGAUAUCGGAGAUGAGAAGAUUGAGCGUGUGGCUUUUCUAUUGGCAGAUGAUAAUGUUUCCAAGGCCUUAUUUUCUGAUAAACCUUAUUCCAGGAGACGCACUCAAAAUAAGAAAUUUGAGUAUGCUCCAAUUGUGCCAGGUUGCCGUCCAACUCGGCAGCACACUCAAGGAUUCAAAUAUAAGCUCCCUCAGUUUGCAAUACCUGCAGACAUCCGCGAGCUCAUCGAAAGUAAACAGAGACCUGAUGUCUUAUCUGAAGAGUUGAGCAUUAUAAACUAUGCACAAAUUUUCAGCACUCUUUUAGUCAUGGAAGAACUCAAUUUGGAGGAGGAGAUGAGAUCAUAUGACAUGGAAGGUGUCUCAAUGAGGAGGAGGGGUAUUACCUUUUUGUCUCUCGAGGUCCCUGGUUUGGCAGAAAGAAGACCUUCACUAGUCCAAGGAGACUAUAUACUUGCCAGACAUGCUGGGAGUGAUGCUCGGCCUUACCAAGGCUUCAUUCACAAGGUAGAAGCUGAUGAGAUAUUUCUAAAAUUUGAUAACCAGUUCCACCUCAAUCACCGUGACAGGAACCGGUACCAUGUUAGCUUCACAUAUAAUAGACUGAACAUGAGAAGGCUCUACAAGUCGAUUCACGAAGCAGAACUUAUGGGAACUGACAUUCUAUUUCCCUACCAAUCACCUUGUAGAACUGUGAAAAGGUGGUCAUUUAAGCCACUGAAUCCACAUAUAAACACCGAGCAAGCUGAUGCUGUUGCAAUGAUACUUGGCUGCCGAGGGGUUCCACCAUAUGUGAUAUAUGGACCUCCAGGAACCGGCAAGACCAUGACCAUUGUGGAGGCCAUUUUGCAGCUUUAUACAGCCAAGAGGAGGGCAAAUAUUCUCAUAUGUGCUGCUUCCAAUACUGCAGCUGACCAUGUGUUGGAAAAGCUCCUUCACGCUAGCUAUCUGAUCCGCCCAAGUGAUAUUUUUAGGCUAAAUGCUCCAAGCCGUCAAUAUGAUGAUGUCAAUGCUGAUUUUAUCCGGUUUUGCUUCUUUGAAGAUAGGGUAUUCAAGUGCCCUCCGCUGCAGGCAUUAAUGCAGUACAAGAUAGUUAUAUCAACCUACAUGAGUUCAUCUCGGCUGCAGGCUGAGGGCAUUCGCCGAGGGCAUUUCACACACAUUUUCUUGGAUGAGGCUGGUCAAGCCUCUGAACCAGAGGCGAUGAUCCCUUUGUCAGGGUUGUGUGGAAGAGACACUGUGGUUGUGUUAGCAGGAGAUCCUAUGCAAUUAGGGCCGGUGGUUUAUUGUAAACAAGCAGAGAAGUGUGGUUUGGGGAUGUCAUAUCUGCAAAGGCUGCUCUUUGACUUCGAGCAGUACGAAACAGGGAAUCCUAACUACGUGACGAAGCUCGUGAGGAAUUAUCGGUGCCAUCCAGCAAUCCUAGAGCUACCAUCAGAGCUUUUUUAUCGGGGUGAACUGAUCGCCUGUAAAGGAGAUGAAGUAUCAUCUGUUUAUGAUUGCAUUGGACUUCCUAACAGGUCCUUUCCUGUUCUUUUUGUUGGAAUUCAAGGAUGCGAUGAGAGGGAAGACAACAAUCCAUCAUGGUUUAAUAGGAUUGAAGUUAGUAAAGUAGUAAGUAUCAUCAGGAACCUGACAAGGGGUGGUGAUGUUCGUGAAGCUGAUAUAGGAGUCAUUACUCCAUACCGUCAGCAAGUUGCCAAGGUAAAGAAAGCCCUGGAGGCAUUUGAAAUGCCUGACUUGAAAGUCGGAAGUGUCGAACAAUUCCAGGGUCAAGAGAGGGAAGUAAUAAUCAUCUCUACAGUGAGGUCAACUGUAAAGCAUAACGAGUUUGACAAAUUCUUCAACCUGGGAUUCUUGAGCAAUCAUAAAAGGUUCAAUGUUGCAAUCACUCGUGCAAAAUCAUUGCUCAUCAUCGUUGGAAACCCUCACAUUAUCACUAAAGAUCGGCACUGGGAUAGGCUACUGAGGUACUGCACUGACAAUGGUUCCUAUCAAGGAUGCCCACCUCCACCACCAGAGUCUUAUUCUUAUUCAGAAGAAACCAGAUCCUCCGGAUACGGUGAAAAGCAAGGCGAGCCUGCUGGGUGGGAUUACAACCAAGAAGCUGACAACUAUAACGACAAUCAAGAACCAUCUGAGUUUGGUUCCGCACAUGACAGUGGUGCUCCAUCUGCUACCAAGAACGGAGUGAAAUGCACCGAUGAGAUGCCAGAUGAGGAGUACCAGCCAUUCAGCAACGCCCAAGCAGACCCUGGCGAGAUGCCGAAGCAGCACGUCGAGGAUAAGGCCGAGCAGGAAGAUGCACAUCCUGACCAGUACUCGAACAACGAUGAUCUGCUCCGGGAUGCGUAUGCGUCGAAGUACAGCUUCCCUCCUGGCUGGGGUGAUGUUUCGACUAUCCCUGCUACAGGCUGGGACGAUUAGCCAGCUCUGCAAUUGCCUCAUGUCGACUGCUGCGUACCCUCUUAGGUGCCAUUGGCAGAAUAAUCGAUGCUGAUGACCUUGUGAAGCUAGCUUCCAGGGUAUCCCUUGCCUGAAGCCUUCAACUCACCGUUGGACAAUUGUUGUAAUGACUUCGCUGCAUCUAUGUAUCGAGGCUGUCGUCUACCUGAUGCUGACAGAGUUGGGAGGACCUGAUGUCCUGUUGUGAAAUCUGAAACCACUUGUCUAAAUGUGCGCGAUAUGCGUCGUCAAUUUGCUUC
Phragmites australis (common reed) is the source of this 3310-nucleotide messenger RNA. RefSeq names its product probable RNA helicase SDE3. Gene Ontology annotation, molecular function: 5'-3' RNA helicase activity; RNA binding. The coding region runs from base 153 to 3032 and encodes 959 amino acids. Lineage: Eukaryota; Viridiplantae; Streptophyta; Magnoliopsida; Poales; Poaceae. The transcript is spliced from 5 exons. The record is from RefSeq and is a predicted model, not a curated record.